This is a messenger RNA of Melanotaenia boesemani (Boeseman's rainbowfish), 1601 nucleotides long. RefSeq names its product zinc-binding protein A33-like. The transcript has 5 exons. Gene Ontology annotation, molecular function: protein binding. The record is from RefSeq and is a predicted model, not a curated record. NCBI's taxonomy places the organism in Eukaryota, Metazoa, Chordata, Actinopteri, Atheriniformes, Melanotaeniidae. Bases 353 to 1249 code for a protein of 298 amino acids.
AUUCAGUCUCCACAUUUUUGCUGUUUACAUUUAGUUUCAUAACAAGCUGCUUCUGCGUUUGCAGCUGCUCAUUGCUACAAACAUUUUGUUGGACACCAGGCCAACUCGGGUUGAAACAAACCGAAUUAAAUACGUGUGCAACUUUUUUUUUCUGCAGGAUACAUUAGAAAAGCAACAGGAGUGUCUAAAGAAACAAAGUGAGGCAGUGAAAUACAGGCUGAAGAAACUGGCUGCACGGCAGUCAGAAAUCUCAAGAAAAUCCUCUGUGAUAAAGGAAAGUAUCAUAAGGAAAUACCAGGAGAUCCAGACUGUCCUAGAGGAGGACCUGAGGCUCACUUUAUCUCACCUGGACAUGGAGGAGCGGGCUGCUAUCUCUGCUUUGGAUGGGCUCAUGGAGAGGAACUGCUCUCUAAUCCAGGAAAUAGAGCAGGACUUGGCCAGGCUUUCUUUAGCACUGGACCAGAUAGACACAGAACCUGAUACAAUGUCUUUCUUUUCAUACCCCGAGCAGGAAGACAUGGAUACAGUGGACAGAGUUAUGGAUCUACUAAACCAAUCAGACCCAAGCAGUGUGAGCCUAGAUGAAGCUAAAGCUGAGCAGAUCAUCAACCUCACCAACAGUAUGCUUCUGCUUAUCAGCUCGCAGACCCCUUUAAUCAAGAAGCUUCUGAAGAGUUAUUCCAGCGAGGUACAACUGGAUCCAGAGACGGCCCACCCAAAGCUGAUCAUCUCUCCCCAAGGUGACAGUGUUGCCUACACGGACACCUGGCAGGAACUCCCUGAUGUACCUGGACGCUUUGACACCACCCUCAAUGUCAUCAGUUUGCAAGGCUUCAGCUUCGGUCGCCAUUACUGGGAGAUUGAUGUGACUGGGAAGACUUACUGGGAGCUUGGUGUUACCUACUCCACUAUUCCCCGCAAAGGCACAUCUGAGGACUGCUGGCUGGGCCGGGGAGCUGAGUCCUGGUGUGUGGAGUUCUUUGAUGGGGAAUAUACAGCGUGGCACAGAGGGGUCCCUCACCAGCUUCCCAUUACAAAAUGUUUCUAUCGGAUUGGUGUUUUGUGUAGCUUCCCGGCGGGGUUAGUGACGUUUCUCGAAGCAGACAAAAUGACACCCCUCUUCUCUUUCUGUGCUGGAAUCUUUUCAGAGUGCCUCCACUUGGCGCUGUGUCCUGGUCACAACCACAAUGGAAACAAUGCUAAACCCAUUGUUAUACGUAAUGCUUCUUCUCCUACCAGUGAUCUCUGAUUGCUUCCAGUUAGAAAUUUUAGUAAUUACAUGCUAAAUCUUUGCUUUUUAUUAUUGAACCAAUAACAAAGGUUUCUAAGUGUUUUUAUUUAAAAGAUAUUCAAUGCAUUUUUUCAUCAGUAGUGCUUGAAUCCAUGCUAGCACCUCUGUGAUGACCCACUACAGUGAUGGUUGGAGUUGAAUGGUUAUUCCUGUGUUCUUUAUUUUAGCAUAUAAUGGGGUCUUGAACCCAUGGGCACAUCUCAGAUGGGUUUAGUGUUUCCUACAUAGAUGAAUUAUGAGGGUCUGCCCUAGUUUAGAAAAAAAUGGCAUUGUUUAUGAAGUCUUUAUAUUUAAAAUGGGUCAAACUUGA